UGGGGUCUAUGUUUAUGUCUGUUUGGGUUCCGAUUGGGCGAAGGGUAGAAAUGUGCCUGGCAUCUGCGCGCCGUGGGCGGGAAUAGGCAUGUUUAUAAACCCCAGUGUGCGCGCCGUGGGCGGGAAUACUAGAUUGAGAAACUGAAGACAGAAACGGAGAAGAGGAGAGAGAGGACGCGCAGCGGCGGCGGCAGUGGCGGCGGCUGUGGCUGACUGGAGCUAGUUGGAGGAGGCGCGGCUCCCCCUGCCCCUCCAUCCCAGCACCUGCAUGGACGACCACCUCAGCCUCCUUCACUCGCCUCCGACUUCCUCAGCCAAGCACCGGGGCAACAACAUCGUGAACCACGGCUACACCGAGACCGAGCAGGACAUCAUGACAGUUGUUGCUUGCGAUAACAUGUUGGAGGAGACGGCAGCGCUCCCAGGGCACCAGUCUUUAGACCGCUAUGAGCCCGACCACGAGUGCUGCGAGAGGGUGGUCAUUAAUAUUUCCGGCUUGCGCUUCGAGACGCAACUCAAAACUCUCUCUCAGUUCCCCGAGACUUUGCUCGGGGACCCCAAGAAGAGAAUGCGCUACUUUGACCCGCUGAGAAACGAGUACUUCUUUGAUAGAAACCGUCCCAGCUUCGAUGCAAUCCUAUACUACUACCAAUCGGGGGGGCGUAUCCGGAGACCUGUUAACGUCCCAAUUGACAUUUUCUCUGAGGAGAUACGGUUUUAUGAACUCGGGGAAGAGGCAAUGGAAAAAUUCCGGGAGGACGAAGGUUUCAUCAAAGAAGAAGAACGUCCUUUACCCAGCAACGAAUUCCAGAGGCAAGUGUGGUUGUUGUUUGAGUACCCCGAGAGUUCGGGUCCAGCCAGGGGCAUCGCCAUUGUCUCGGUGCUGGUCAUUUUAAUCUCCAUCGUAAUAUUUUGUCUGGAAACUUUACCCGAAUUCCGGGAUGACAAAGAACCCACUACCGUAGCGCCCAGUAUAAAUGGAACGACACCUUACUUCACUAGUCCUUUUUCAGACCCUUUCUUUGUGGUAGAGACACUCUGUAUAAUAUGGUUCUCUUUCGAACUGCUGGUUAGAUUUUUUGCCUGCCCCAGCAAAGCCACGUUUUCGAAAAACAUCAUGAACAUUAUCGACAUUGUGGCGAUCAUCCCUUAUUUUAUCACGCUAGGGACUGAGCUCGCGGAGCGGCAGGGGAACGGGCAACAGGCGAUGUCCUUGGCCAUUCUCCGCGUGAUCAGGCUCGUGAGGGUUUUUCGUAUUUUCAAGCUCUCUCGGCACUCAAAGGGGCUUCAGAUUUUAGGACAGACACUAAAAGCCAGCAUGCGGGAGUUGGGACUUUUGAUAUUUUUCCUUUUCAUCGGGGUUAUUCUCUUCUCCAGUGCCGUCUACUUCGCCGAAGCAGACGACCCCGAAUCUAGCUUCAGCAGCAUCCCCGAUGCAUUCUGGUGGGCUGUGGUCACCAUGACGACAGUCGGCUAUGGAGACAUGCACCCUGUAACCAUAGGGGGUAAAAUCGUCGGGUCCCUGUGUGCAAUCGCAGGCGUGUUAACCAUUGCCCUCCCGGUCCCAGUAAUUGUUUCUAAUUUUAACUACUUCUACCACAGAGAGACUGAAGGGGAAGAGCAGGCUCAGUACAUGCACGUUGGCAGCUGUCAGCCUUUGUCCUCAACGGAGGAACUGAAAAAGACACGUAGCACGUCCUCCCUCAGCAAAUCGGAAUACAUGGUGAUAGAGGAAGGAAUCAACAGUGCUUUCAAACAGCCCAACUUUACUGCACAGAACAAUCAGAACUGCGUGAACAUCAAAAAGAUUUUUACAGAUGUGUAACCGUUAGAAAAGCGAGAAAUUAUAUAAAUAUAACGACUAUUACUCUACCAAUAAUAAUCGUGACGUGUCAGUGCAAGUCUUGUGUGGAGGCAACGCAAUAGGUAUAUAAAUGUGUCCUUUCAGUCCGUGAGCUUCUGAGUACAUUCCAUUCGCUCUUGAGGAGUAGCUCAAGGAUUUUUUCUAGUGUUAAUGGAGCUUCGUGUCCUGCGUUUGAUUCGGUUUAAUUAAGUGGGAUAGAAUUCAGACGCUGCUGUAUUGGACAUCUUUCCGUUUAUUUUCCUUAAAGACAACGGCGAUGUUUGCUUCCAAUGUUCAUUAAUUCUGCUGGUUACGUGAUAUUUCAUUUACUAAGUGAAGUGUCUUCAUUAAACAAUUAUGUCAGUAAUAUUCUAGCUAUAACAAGCAACGAAAUAUGGAGUGAGAAACUUGAAGAAAUGCUUUAUUAUGAUUACAGCCAAAUAUUGCUCAUAGGUAGACAUAUAUAAUAUAUUUUACAAACGUGUUACCAUGUCAAACGACAACUAAGGUGUAAUGUAGGCUAUUAAAUCUAUUUCGGCUGUUGAAUUACGUUUAAGCGGCCGUAGGUAAGCGCCUGUAACCAUCAAAGGGCACAAUAGAAAAGAGCAGCUUUUUCAUGUAAUGUGGAGAAAAACAUCCCAUUCAUCAAGGCAAUGUUUCGCGUGUACGCAUUGUGCGAUUCAGUCAAUUUAAUCUGAUCAUAUUUAUUGGGAGGAGUCGCGGCAACAAUAUCAUCGAAUCACUUCUGAUUGUUUACGUGAAAGAAGUGCCCGUGUUUUCCAAAUCAGUUUGGCCUUCUGAAGACUCCAAGUUUAAAAAUCAAUGCCAGCACAAGCACGAGGACGAAUACACGGUGUUUGCGCGUCUCUCGUGGAGGUGCCGGACAACAAAAAAAGGAGAUCAGAGCCAGCACACGCUUUCCAGUGGAUGCUGCUAAUCCCGCCUAGAGUGAUGCAGUCUCCAUGGCGACCACCGUUUCCUGGAUCUCCCGGAUGCACGCACGCCCGGGCAGCGCCCCGGCGAUGGAGGAGGGAAGAUGCUGGAAAUUGUGAAUGGAGCUGGAGCAGGCCGUGCUUUACAUCCCGCGUUCACAAGGGGCUGCUCUACACCGUCGAAUGCGCGAGAGAGAUGAUGUCAUUGGGCCCUGGUGGGUUGGGCUGAGCCUUCGAUAUCUGGACUGCCCUGGGCCUCUCACCACAAGGAUAUACAGCCAGUGCGGACCAAGGACAGAAGAUCCUGGAGUCUUAAUUCAGCUCCGCCUCACCUGAGCCCCGCCCCUCGAUGACACGCCCUAAUUGCCUCGCGACGCCCGUGGAGCAGGCAGGAUGCCGGAAGCUUCCUUCUCCAGCUCAGCCCGCCCAGCUGCGGACCAAUCGACAGCCUGUCACUCCCUCUGCCUCGCUGUACAUGGCCUGGGCCAUGCCCUGCCACGCCCAACCACUCCUCGCCCCGCCCUGCCCUGGCUGAACGGCCCAAUUCACACGCCACCUCUCGUCCUUCAGAAGGACCUCUGUGUGCCCCCCCCCCCCCCCCUCCCCCCUCUGAGACUGGAGAGGUGCCACAGCCUCCUCCCUCCCCUCCAUCCCCCCAGGACUGUGUGUAGCAAACAGCGAUGUGAUGUCUUUAAUGUCAAUGCAUAAAUGGAUCAACAUGCAACA
Anguilla rostrata (American eel) is the source of this 3501-nucleotide messenger RNA. Its product is annotated as potassium voltage-gated channel subfamily A member 3. Gene Ontology annotation, cellular component: voltage-gated potassium channel complex; membrane. NCBI's taxonomy places the organism in Eukaryota, Metazoa, Chordata, Actinopteri, Anguilliformes, Anguillidae. Bases 269 to 1825 code for a protein of 518 amino acids. Gene Ontology annotation, biological process: protein homooligomerization; potassium ion transmembrane transport. The transcript is spliced from 4 exons. The record is from RefSeq and is a predicted model, not a curated record. Gene Ontology annotation, molecular function: delayed rectifier potassium channel activity; protein binding.